Messenger RNA from Tetrahymena thermophila SB210, 333 nucleotides. RefSeq lists its product as hypothetical. The record is from RefSeq and is a predicted model, not a curated record. NCBI's taxonomy places the organism in Eukaryota, Ciliophora, Oligohymenophorea, Hymenostomatida, Tetrahymenidae. The transcript has 4 exons. Gene Ontology annotation, molecular function: protein binding.
AUGUAAAAACUGGUUUAUAAAACUCACUUUUUUGAAAAUUAAAUUGGUGAUGAAGGUGCAUCAGGCUUAGGUUCUGGUUUAGCAAAUUGCAUUAAUCUCUCAAAUUUGACACUUAACCUUUAUGAAAAUUAAAUUGGUGAUGAAGGUGCAUCAGGCUUAGGUUAUGCUUUAGCAAAUUGCAUUAAUCUCUCAAAUUUGACACUUAACCUUAGUCUGAAUAAAAUUGGUGAUGAAGGUGCAUCAGGCUUAGGUUCUGGUUUAGCAAAUUGCAUUAAUCUCUCAAAUUUGACACUUGAUCUUAGGUAAAAACAGUUUAUUUGUUUUGGAUUGUGA